Molecule: messenger RNA, 695 nt
Organism: Leopardus geoffroyi (Geoffroy's cat)
Lineage: Eukaryota; Metazoa; Chordata; Mammalia; Carnivora; Felidae
Gene: DEFB108B
Product: defensin beta 108B
Exons: 2
Coding region: 272-454 (60 amino acids)
Source: RefSeq, a predicted model, not a curated record
AAUAAGCUUUUCUGAUCAAACGGUGCACCCACGUCCUGCUACUGAACUGAGUGUCCAACGGAACAAGGAUGCCCAGUCUUCCCUUGAAGGCAAUUGUGUAUGCGUAGAACACCUGGGUCCAUGAAUCUCCCUAAUGAGGUACAGAAGGUGCUUAUCGUCCAGACAAAGACAUUCUGCCAGUGCUGGAGAGCCGCAGACGGAAGUCCUCUCUGCCUCUCGGAAAUGAAGCCAAGCUUUCUCCUCUCUCCAGCCCUCCUCUUUACCGUUGUCUAUGAGCCAAGUUCUACCAGCCAGGGGCAAAUUCAAGGAGAUCUGUGAGCGCCCAAAUGGCUCCUGCCAGGAAUUUUGCCUUGAAACAGAAGUCCACGCCGGGCAAUGUUUAAAUGGCCCAACAUGCUGCCUGCCCAUGGGGAAUGAGCCCUUCAUCGAGCCUACAACACCCAAGGAAAGAUGAAUUCUUUUUGAAGCUUUGUGUUUCUUUUGACGUUUUAUUCUGUCUUCUGUGUUCUCUCUCUCUCUCUCUUUCUGUCUUCUCACAGGGAUUCUUAUGGAGUCCUCAAUAAAUAAUAAAGCAAAACGAGCAAGCACAAGACCAACUUCAAAAGUUCAUCUUGUACAUUUUCACUCCAUCACUGUUUGGUCCCCAUCUUUCUGUCGGGUGUGGACAAGCUUCUAGUUAAGUGACCAGGUUGGGU